AGACUCACAAAGCGAAUCUUUCGUGGCUGUAGCCGUUUGCGGGACCCAUGCUGGUUGGCUAUGGCGGGUCGAGAAAGAAAAAAAUUCGAAAGCAGACAAAACAAAAACAGAAAUUUACAGUGACUCAGGCCAGGUCCAUCAUAGCUUCGGGCAAAGACUUAGAGCCCACCAGCACGUUAAAAGGGUCGUGACCCCAGCGACACAAAUCACACUCCAGACCAUCGAUAUUCUCAGAGAUGAAGCCAAAUUUCACAUUCAAUCUUCUUCGUCAGAUCGCCAGAGGGUUUUGCACAAAACCUCCCCAAAUCAAACCCAAAAGGAUGGAGGGCAAAACGGCGCUGAUAGCCGGCGCAGCGACGGGCAUCGGCGAAGCGACGGCGCGUCUUUUUGCGGCUCACGGAGCCCGCGUGGUGGUGGCCGACGUGCAAGAGGCGGCGGGAGAGCGGGUGGCGGCGGAGCUGGGCAACGGCGCCGAAUUCAUCCGCUUGGACGUUCGAAACGAGGACGAAAUGGCGGCGGCGGUGGACAGAGCGGCGGCGGUGGCGGCGGGCAACGUUCUGGACGUUUUUCACUACAACGCCGGAAUCCUGGGCGCGAUGGGCCCCAUCAACGAGCUCCGCAUGGAGGAAUUCGACCACACGAUGAGCGUCAAUCUGCGGGGCGCCGUACUGGGGAUCAAGCACGCUGCCCGUGUGAUGAAGCCUGCAAAUAAGGGCUCCAUUGUUUUUACAGGUAGUGUGGCUUCUGUUCAUGGCGGCCUGGGCCCACACUGUUAUAGUAUUAGCAAGAGUGCUAUGGUUGGACUUGUGAGAUCGACUGCUGUUGAGCUCCGAAGGUUUGGGAUUCGUGUGAAUAUGGUUUCGCCUGAUAGCGUUGCUACGUCUGUUCUGGGUCGUGCUCUGGAGGCGCUGGAAAUUACGGCGGAUUCUUCGUUGGGGUCUGCUGAGCGCUACGUGGAGAGCAUUUCUCUGCUGCGUGGUCAUGCUCUUGGGGUUUUUGACGUGGCCCAUGCUGUCAUGUUUCUUGCAUGCGAGGAGAGUGGGUAUGUUAGUGGGCAGAAUUUGGUUGUGGAUUGUGGUAAUACUGUUUCUAAGGCUAAUGAUACGGCGCCUUGGUUUACCCAAACUCUGGGUUUCAUUUCGUGAGGUGGAGGUGGGGAAAAAAGGGGAUUUUGGAGUGGAGGACAAAAUUGGGGGCGUGGUGGGGGGUGUUUAUAGGUGAUGAGAGAUUUUUUCUUGUCUUUUCAGUGGGGGGUUUUUGUUUCAUCUGUGGAGAGCAGGCAGGCCACGUAGUAGGCAGUACGUCUCUUGUCAUUUGUAACUGGAAUUUUGCCAUUAAUUUAAGUUUUGUUCGAAAGCUC
Molecule: messenger RNA, 1360 nt
Organism: Cryptomeria japonica (Japanese cedar)
Lineage: Eukaryota; Viridiplantae; Streptophyta; Pinopsida; Cupressales; Cupressaceae
Product: short-chain dehydrogenase reductase 3a
Exons: 2
Coding region: 237-1145 (302 amino acids)
Source: RefSeq, a predicted model, not a curated record